This is a messenger RNA of Perca fluviatilis (European perch), 2223 nucleotides long. It is a transcript of the gene slc46a3, whose product is annotated as solute carrier family 46 member 3. The record is from RefSeq and is a predicted model, not a curated record. The coding region runs from base 163 to 1599 and encodes 478 amino acids. The transcript is spliced from 6 exons. Gene Ontology annotation, biological process: vacuolar transmembrane transport. Gene Ontology annotation, cellular component: lysosomal membrane. Gene Ontology annotation, molecular function: transmembrane transporter activity. NCBI's taxonomy places the organism in Eukaryota, Metazoa, Chordata, Actinopteri, Perciformes, Percidae.
UAUGGUGAGAGGCGGGACAUCGGGAUUUCAGUAUGCCGUACACUUCUGUAUAAAGCGAGAUAUCUGAUCGGAUCGUGUCUAAACACAUGUAAACACGUCUUGCAAUGUAUUUGUAAACAUGAUCCAAGCGACGAUCUAAAAGGAAUAUUGCAACCCUUCAAAAUGAAGGGUCUUUUCCUCGUGGAGCCUGUGGUUGCACUGUAUGCUUUCUCCAGUUUUCUCAUCUAUCCUCUUGUGCAGCAGUAUGUGUACCGGAGGCUUUGGCAGGAGCUCACAAACACCACCUAUCCCAUCUCUGACAACACUUCCAGAUGUGCGGAGAACAGCAACAGCAGUAACCAUUCCAGCUACCACGAGGAGGUACAGAGGCAGGCAUCUCUCUUCUCCCUUUACACAGAGCUCUUCUCCACAAUCCCUUCUUUGGUUGUCACCUUCAUGCUUGUGGCCUAUAGUGACCUGGGAGGACGCAAGAUUACAAUCAUCAUGCCUUUGAUUGGCUCGUUGAUCUACACCUUGGCCUUCCUGACAGUGUCCUACUUUGAGCUCAACGUUUACUUGCUCAUUGGCUCCUCGCUUCUCAGUUCUCUGUUUGGCGGCUUGGGCACAUUUCUGGGGGGCUGUUUCGCCUACGUAGCAGACUUGUGUGAGGAUGGCCGUCAGAAGACUCUGCGCAUGGCUGGAGUGGACAUGAUGAUUGGCCUGUUGUCUGGGGUGGCUUCGAUAUCAUCAGGCUACUUUUUGAGAGCUGCAGGCUUUAACUGGCCUUUCCUAACCUCUGCGUUGUGUCAGUGUUUGAUUCUGCUCUAUGCAAUUUUCAUUUUAGAAGAGACUGUGAAGAAGGCUCCUACUGAUGCCAUUCUUUUAAAUGGAUCUCCUGAGCCCUCAGCCAUUAAACAGAUGAUCUAUGGGGUCUACCACAUGUUUGCUAGGACCAGCCGCAGAAGUAAAACUGUCUUGGUCCUCCUGAUACUCAUCUUCACCAGCUUCUCCUUCGCUUAUAUGGGUGGGAUCUCCUUGAUGACGCUAUAUGAGCUGAAUAAGCCACUCUGCUGGACUGAGAUUUUGAUUGGCUACGGCUCAGCAUUGUCCACCACUGUGUUCCUGACCAGUUUUGUGGGAGUGUCAGCGUUCACAUACUGUGGUGUGCCACAGCUGCUCAUUGUCCUGAUGGGAAUCCUGUCUGUCAUAUCAGGCAUGGUUCUAUUGGCGUUUGCUAAGACCACUUUACUGAUGUUUUUAGUGAGGGUGCCAAUGCUUUUGUCUAUCACGCCUUUCCCUGUUCUGCGCUCCAUGAUAUCAAAGAUCAUCUCAAAGUCUGAGCAGGGAGCCCUGUUUGCCCUUCUUUCCUUCCUGGACAGUUUAACUAGCAAUGUAUCGGUCGCAGUCUUCAACAGCGUGUAUGCUGCUACGGUGGCAUGGUACCCUGGCUUCGUCUUCCUGUUGUCGGCAGGACUCUGUGUCAUCCCUUUGUUUGUCCUAGGGGUGGUGGGUCUGAUAGGAGUGGAUGUUGCUGAAGAGGUCAAAAACCUAGAGCCUGUCUUCUCAGGGGAGGAUGAUCUUGUUGAAGAGCCGAAAGAAAGCAGUCCUCUUCUUAGCUGAGCCACAUGGACGGCCGAAACCUCACCAGCACUUUGAACUUGAAUAUUAUGUGGAUACAACCGGGAGUUUUAGGCAAGUUUUGUUUAGGAGUUUUACAUUGUUAGAUUAGAUAAAUAUCAAGAUGGUAGCAUAAAUAGGAUAUAAAGCAGGGAUGGGAUGUUAAGUGAGGUGCAUCCAAUCUAACAGGUCUUUCAUGAAACAUGGAAUACAGUAUUUUACCUCCAAAUGGCCUGACUGUGACAAACGCAUUCAAAAGGAUGUGGUUUUACUGUGUGACUUGAUUUGCCGUUUUAAAACUUCACAUUUUAGAUUUGUUACAGAGUUUGAUUUGAUUCAUAUAUGUCCUACCUUUUGUCUAUUUGUCUCUCAAUUUUAGUGCAAUGUUAGUUAAUGCCUUCAUGAAGAGCUUCACUGUCACUUGUUUACUAUAUACCUUUUCUUAUAUAAGAAAUCUUCAAUUGCAUUUUAUUAAUACAACUCACAUUAAGGAAUACAGGAACAUGUUAUUUCUUUGUGUCUACCCUUUAUUGUGCCAUAAUGUGUAAAGUGAUGGUUCGGAGUAAGUGCUGUAAUAUAACUAGUAGGAGACAAGUUAUAUUUGAGGUAAGUUUGGAGACAUUAUUU